This is a messenger RNA of Strongyloides ratti, 318 nucleotides long. Its product is annotated as Mitochondrial import inner membrane translocase subunit Tim13. Bases 1 to 318 code for a protein of 105 amino acids. The record is from RefSeq and is a predicted model, not a curated record. NCBI's taxonomy places the organism in Eukaryota, Metazoa, Nematoda, Chromadorea, Rhabditida, Strongyloididae. The transcript is spliced from 2 exons.
AUGGAAUCUAUGCUUGAUUUAGAGGAAUUAAAAAAAUUAUCACCUGAUCAACAAAAGCAAGUUCUUGCUAGUGUUCAACAACAAGCUGUUUUACAACAAGCUAGUACUCUUAUUACUGAUUUAUCAGAAAAAUGUACAACGGCAUGUAUAAAAUCACCAGGUGAAAGUUUAGUAAAAUCAGAACAACAAUGUCUUACUAGAUGUAUGGAUAGAUAUAUGGAAUCAUGGAAUUAUGUUUCACAAGUUUUACAAAGUAGAAUUAUGCCAAAGAAUUCAUCUUCAUAUGGAGAUUUAUCUGGUGGAUCAACUUUUUCAUAA